AUGCAUCUUCCGUCUAUCCGAGCACUUGUCAAAUUGCCACCUGGAUAUCCAGACAAAGAACCACCUCGGAUCGCUUAUCUUGCAUCAGAUUUUAUCGGAAGAGUGAGCCAUCUCAAAAAUGCACUCCUGCAUGCUUGGGAAGAGAUGCCAGGUGAAGUAUUGUACUUUUGGUACGAAAUGCUGCGGGAGUCUUUGUGGAGCGGAGAGGAGAGUAUCGUAAGGGAUGGUACACAUAAAGACGGCAUAUUGUUGCACGAAUACGUGGUAUCUGGGCAAGACAAUAACACAGCACGAUUAGCUACGAUCAUUCGUACAAAUGAUAUCCUCUCUAAGCGAAAGAAUUUCGAAGGAGAGAGAUAUGGAUGCGGGAUCUGUUUGGAAGACGUACGUGGCGGGAAAUGCUGGAAAGUAUCAUGUAAGCACGUCUUUUGCCAAGAAUGUCUAACGGAAUAUAUUUCAAGAUCAAUCCUUGAUGGCUAUCCUCGUCAAGCAACAGCUUGUCCGGACCCGGAGUGUGUCAAGCUACGUAACGGUGCUGGCGUCAUUACAGAAGAUGAGAUCGUAUCUUUGGUCGGUGCGAAUUUGUUACAGAGACUACAUGAGCUACAGGAAAAAGCGCUUGCUUUACGUGAUCCAACGUUUGGGUUUUGUCCAAGACCGAAAUGCGAACAAUUGGUUCAUGGCGAUCCAAAAGAUGUUGGAACUGCCUAUGAAGCUAUGCGUCAAUGUAGUGCAUGCUCUUAUACGUAUUGCGUUUAUUGUCAAAAAGCAUGGCAUUAUGGUAAUCCGUGCAAUAUUGUUUCCAAUACUGCCUUGAUUGAAGCCUAUCAAAAUACAACGGAAGGCAGUAUGGAAAGAAAGACGAUGGAAAUGAAAUAUGGAAAAGCAAAUUUGGAAAGAAUGGUUCGUACGUUUGAAGAAGAAAGAAGUAAUCGAGCUUGGAUUGAAGCAAAUUCACAAAAAUGUCCUUGUUGUCAUAUCAAUAUCACCAAACUUAUGGGCUGUAACCAUAUGACCUGCAAGGCUUGCAAUACGCAUUUCUGUUACAGAUGCGGAACAAGAUUACCGCCUAAUGAACCUUACAGGCACUUCAAUACGCCUGGCAUGCCCUGCUAUAUGAAAUUAUUCGAUGCUGACAUUAUGGACGCAGGCGGAUGGGAGCCCAUCAUUGGAGCGGAUGAGAUGAAUGCCUGGGAGGCAGACAAUUUAUGA
Molecule: messenger RNA, 1212 nt
Organism: Meira miltonrushii
Lineage: Eukaryota; Fungi; Basidiomycota; Exobasidiomycetes; Exobasidiales; Brachybasidiaceae
Exons: 3
Coding region: 1-1212 (403 amino acids)
Biological process (GO): ubiquitin-dependent protein catabolic process; protein polyubiquitination; positive regulation of proteasomal ubiquitin-dependent protein catabolic process
Cellular component (GO): ubiquitin ligase complex; cytoplasm
Molecular function (GO): ubiquitin protein ligase activity; zinc ion binding; ubiquitin conjugating enzyme binding
Source: RefSeq, a predicted model, not a curated record